Molecule: messenger RNA, 1176 nt
Organism: Trematomus bernacchii (emerald rockcod)
Lineage: Eukaryota; Metazoa; Chordata; Actinopteri; Perciformes; Nototheniidae
Gene: kctd2
Product: potassium channel tetramerization domain containing 2
Exons: 6
Coding region: 327-1139 (270 amino acids)
Biological process (GO): protein homooligomerization; proteasome-mediated ubiquitin-dependent protein catabolic process
Cellular component (GO): Cul3-RING ubiquitin ligase complex; cytoplasm
Molecular function (GO): cullin family protein binding
Source: RefSeq, a predicted model, not a curated record
GUAAACAGUAAUCACGUUACAACCCGGAAGAGGUGCCUUUCUCUGAUUAACGUUUGAAUAGACAAGAAUGAGCAAUUUAUCUUGAGCAGAAACGAUUAAACGCGAUGCUGCUAACAUCGUACAGCCUUUGAUAAUCAUAUCCGUGUCUUAAUCUUCGGCGCUGGAGAGACAAAGGCGGUCGAGCGCGAGCAGCAACGCCCUGAUGCCAGCCGCCCCGUCGGAGAAAAAUACCCUCUCCGCUCUGUUUACAAAUCGGCUGGGCGAAAGUGUUUCCCCGCAGUGUGUCGUUAGCUAAUCGUGUGUGCUUUUCAGACGAAUAGAAAAACAUGGCUGAACUGCAUGUCGUGGAGUCGAGCGGCACUGGCACCAUAGAGCAGCCCGAGCAGCACCGCGAUGUCCGGGGCUCGGUGCGCCUGGCGUCGCCCACUCUCAUGGUUCCUCCGCGGAGCAGCCAGCUCAGCCCCGGCGGGGUGUCGAGCGGCAGCGGCGGACGCUCUGUGUUUGGGUUCCCGGGGAAGAGCAACCCGAGCUCCCCGUCCGAACCGGCGGACAAGCCGGGCUCGCGCUGGGUUCGCCUGAACGUCGGCGGGACCUACUUCGUCACGACCAAACAGACGCUGUGUCGGGACCCCAAAUCCUUCCUGUCCCGACUGUGUCAAGAAGACCCCGACCUGGACUCCGACAAAGAUGAGACUGGAGCCUACCUGAUCGACAGGGACCCCACAUACUUCGGCCCCAUCCUGAACUACCUUCGCCACGGAAAACUGAUCAUGGAUAAAAACCUGGCUGAGGACGGCGUUCUUGAGGAAGCCGAGUUCUACAACAUCGCAUCACUGGUGAGGCUGGUGAAAGAGAGGAUACGGGACAACGAGAACCGAACAUCCCAGGGCCCUGUGAAGCAUGUGUACCGAGUACUACAGUGCCAAGAGGAGGAACUCACACAGAUGGUCUCUACCAUGUCAGACGGCUGGAAGUUUGAGCAGCUCAUAAGCAUCGGCUCCUCUUAUAACUACGGCAACGAGGACCAGGCAGAGUUUCUAUGUGUAGUUUCCCGGGAACUGAACAACUCCACCAACGGCAUCGUCAUCGAGCCCACCGAGAAGGCCAAGAUCCUCCAGGAGCGAGGCUCGCGGAUGUGAGGAGACGAGGCGCUGAGCUAAAUAACACUUUACCAAC